This is a messenger RNA of Zootoca vivipara (common lizard), 1011 nucleotides long. NCBI's taxonomy places the organism in Eukaryota, Metazoa, Chordata, Lepidosauria, Squamata, Lacertidae. The record is from RefSeq and is a predicted model, not a curated record.
UGCACUGAGAGUUGUUAUCCUGGUCAUAGCAAGAAAGUGAAGGAGGGGGAGCCAUUUUGCUGCUAUGAGUGCAUCCCAUGUCCAGAAAGGAAGAUUUCAACUCAGAAGGAUAUGCAUGACUGUUAUGACUGCAUGGACACAACCUAUCCAAACAUGAAGCAUGAUUUCUGCAUACCCAAAGCUAGAACAUUCUUAUCUUAUAAAGAACCUCUGGGAAUCACCUUAAGCCUCUUUGUACUUUCCUUAGCGUUAAUAACAGCUCUGGUGCUGGGAAUAAUUCUGAAGAACCACAACACUCCCAUUGUCAAAGCCAACAACCGGAACCUCACAUACAUUCUCCUGAUUUCCCUUCUGCUUUGCUUCAUUUCUGCAUUGCUUUUCAUUGGCCAUCCUGAACCGGUGACAUGUCUUCUCCGACAAACUGCAUUCAGCAUCAUCUUCUCAGUGGCUGUUUCUUCUGUGCUGGCAAAAACUAUCAUGGUGGUUCUGGCAUUUAUGGCCACAAAGCCAGGAAGCAGGAUGAGAAAAUGGGUGGGGAAAAGCCUGGCCAACUCCAUUGUUGCAUCUUGUUCCUUUGUGCAAGCAGGCAUUUGCAGUGUGUGGCUAGCAACCUCUGCCCCAUUCCCACAUGUGGACAUGCACUCAGUGACUACAGAAAUUAUAUUAGAAUGUAAUGAGGGAUCUGUCAUUUUAUUCUCUUGUGUCUUGGGCUAUCUUGGCUUCUUGGCUAUUGUCAGUUUUGCUGUGGCUUUCUUUGCUAGGAAGUUACCGGACAGUUUCAAUGAAGCCAAGUUCAUCACUUUCAGCAUGUUGGUGUUCUGCAGUGUGUGGCUUUCCUUCAUUCCAGCUUAUCUGAGCUCCAAGGGCAAAUACAUGGUGGCUGUGGAGGUCUUUUCUAUUUUAGCUUCCAGUGCUGGCUUGCUUGUGUGCAUCUUUGCACCCAAAUGUUAUAUCAUUUUGUUGAGGCCUGAGCUGAACAACAGGGGACAGCUAAUAAGAAGAUCAGAGUGA